CAGUUGGCUGUGGGUGUCAGUUGGCAUUAGUAGUUCCUGUCUUUACUACCCCUGCAGGUGCUGCCACUGUCUCCUCUGUGCUCACACCCUGGUAGCACCCUCAGGAUUGUGCACCCUACAGCAGCUCAGUGCAGAAGUGUGAACUUGGCCUUCUUCAGAGGUUCCUCACCAUGACCUCCAAGAAGCUGGUGAACUCAGUGGUAGACUGUGCUGACGAUGCCCUUGCUGGCCUGGUGGCCUGCAACCCCCACCUGCAGCUCCUACAGGGCCACCGGGUGGCUCUCCGCUCUGAUCUGGACAGCCUCAAGGGCCGGGUGGCACUGCUGUCAGGUGGAGGUUCUGGCCAUGAGCCUGCCCAUGCUGGUUUCAUCGGGAAAGGCAUGCUGACAGGGGUUGUUGCUGGAGCCGUGUUUGCCUCCCCAGCUGUGGGCAGUAUCCUGGCAGCUAUCAGAGCUGUGGCCCAGGCAGGCACAGCGGGGACCCUCCUCAUCGUUAAGAACUACACUGGGGACCGCCUCAACUUCGGUUUGGCUCGAGAACAGGCCCAGGCUGAGGGCAUCCCUGUGGAGAUGGUGGUCAUUGGAGAUGACAGUGCCUUCACUGUCCUGAAGAAGACAGGCCGGCGGGGCCUCUGCGGCACAGUGCUUAUCCACAAAGUGGCAGGUGCCCUUGCUGAGGCAGGUAUGGGACUGGAGGAGAUCACAAAGCGGGUGAGCGUGGUGGCCAAGGCCAUGGGCACCCUGGGGGUGAGCUUAUCCUCCUGCAGCGUCCCAGGCUCCAAACCCACCUUUGAGCUCGCAGAGGACGAGGUGGAGCUGGGCUUAGGAAUCCAUGGGGAAGCUGGUGUGCGCCGGAUAAAGAUGGCACCUGCUGAUGAGAUUGUCACACUCAUACUCAACCACAUGACAGAUACCUCCAGUGCAUCCCACGUGUCAGUGCCACCAGGAUCCUCUGUGGUGCUAAUGGUUAACAACCUGGGUGGCCUGUCUUUCCUGGAGCUGGGCAUCAUAGCUGAUGCUGCUGUGCGCGCUCUGGAGGGCCGUGGGGUCAAGGUAGCCCGGGCCCUGGUGGGCACCUUCAUGUCCGCACUGGAGAUGCCUGGUGUUUCUCUCACACUCCUGCUGGUGGAUGAGCCCCUCCUGAAACUGAUAGAUGCUGAAACCAAUGCAGCAGCCUGGCCUAAUGUGGCCAAGAUCUCCGUGACGGGGCGGAAGAGGAGCCGGGCAGCACCCAUUGAGCCCCAGGAGGCCCCUGAUUCCACUGGGGCAAAAGGCGUAGCCUCAAAGCAGAUGGAGCUUGUGUUGGAGCGAGUGUGUACCACCCUCCUGGGCCUGGAAGAACACCUGAAUGCCCUGGACCGGGCUGCUGGUGAUGGGGACUGUGGCACCACCCACAGUCGAGCUGCCAAAGCUAUCCAGGGAUGGCUAAAGGAGUGCCCUCCUCCUGCCAGCCCUGCCCAGCUCCUCUCCAAGUUAUCUGUUCUGCUGCUAGAGAAGAUGGGAGGCUCGUCGGGGGCGCUCUAUGGCCUGUUCCUGACCGCAGCUGCUCAGCCCCUUAAGACCAAGACUGACCUCCCAGCUUGGUCAGCUGCCAUGGAUGCCGGCCUGGAGGCCAUGCAGAAGUAUGGAAAGGCUGCACCAGGGGACAGAACUAUGCUGGAUUCUCUAUGGGCAGCAGGACAGGAGCUCCAAGCUUGGAAGAGCCCAGGGGCUGAUCUCCUCCCAGUUCUGACCAAAGCAGUCAAGAGUGCAGAAGCAGCAGCGGAGGCUACUAAGAACAUGGAAGCUGGAGCUGGGAGAGCCAGUUACAUCAGCUCGGCAAAGCUGGACCAGCCAGACCCUGGGGCAGUGGCUGCAGCUGCUAUUCUCCGAGCCAUCUUGGAGGUCUUACAGAAUCGGGCAGCAUGACUGCCUCCCUCAGUCUCAGCCCUCUCUCAAUGAUGUGCAAAGGUGUCUGUUAUCACCUCCUCUGCCUCCCAAUGGUCACCUUCCCCCUCUCUCCCUCUCUUGUCCCUGGGCCUAUCCUCUGAGUCCAGCAGGAAAUCCUCAAAAGUUCAGAACUGGUUCCCACAGGCAGCACUGGACUGGCCUGGGCCACUUGCCUCCCAGCACUGUCUUCUCUUUCCUCAGGGAGGGUGGAGUUCUAGGUCCCACCCAGCUCCAGCCAGCACUGGGCUUCAGUGAUAAGACAUUUCCCCUGAAGACUCCAACCCUCUCUCUCUGCAAGGCCUUCUGUACCUCAACCUAAGUGAGCAUGGAAGGAAAGCUAAUAAAAUGUAUUG
Messenger RNA from Dipodomys ordii (Ord's kangaroo rat), 2281 nucleotides. It is a transcript of the gene Tkfc, whose product is annotated as triokinase/FMN cyclase. NCBI's taxonomy places the organism in Eukaryota, Metazoa, Chordata, Mammalia, Rodentia, Heteromyidae. Gene Ontology annotation, biological process: glycerol catabolic process. The record is from RefSeq and is a predicted model, not a curated record. Gene Ontology annotation, molecular function: glycerone kinase activity; ATP binding. The coding region runs from base 171 to 1907 and encodes 578 amino acids. The transcript is spliced from 17 exons. Gene Ontology annotation, cellular component: cytosol.